AUGAAGGUGACUGCUUCAAAGAGUCAAGCCCUGUCUGCCUCGGCCACUUCACUAAAAACUGUCUUCGAGGAGUCUCGUAGCUCCUCCGGCCACGCCGUCAACGACAGGUCUACGGCCCAACAGGGUCUGGUCCCUUCUGACCUCAUAGCGAUGGAAUCGGACCAACUCCUGACCGAACACCUUCCACCAACAGGACCAGCACAAGGACCAAGGACCAUCGAAAACCUAUCAAUUGAACAACAACAACGUCAACACUCUUCUGACCAAGGCUCCUCUCGAUCUGAAGGAACAGCAACAGCAAGUGGAGCAAGUGGAUCAGGAACAGGUUCGGAGUCAGAGCAGUCGGGAUCCUCCUCCUCGACCCCAUGGCCCGCAGCCCUGACCACCCGCUUCCAGGACCACCUCAAACUGUUCUUCUCGAUGCACCACAAGCUGUUUGACCUCGUCGCCUUCUACGUGGUCAUGUUUGCCCUCAACGGCCAGAUCACCUCCCUCCCAACCCGCCUCGAAUGGAUAGGAUUCUGUGUCCAGUCCAUCGUCGCUCUGCGAAGAGCUUUCCAAACCUCGAUCAAACACGGACUUGGACUAACGUCGUUCUUGGGCAUGCUCGAUCUGCUCGUCGGACAACUCUUUCUGCAUCAGGAUCGACUUGGCUUCCUUCCAACCGUCGCCAAUAUCCUCGUCUACUUUUAUGUCAUCAACCUGACUCGUGGACUUGUCUUUGGUGACUCGGUUUCUUGUCUCCUCUGGUUCCUCUUUGGACUUGUCGAUAUUUACAGGAGAGAUCUCUCGUCGGCCUCGAUUCUGGAUCUGACGACUUACAGAGUCAUCCCUGUUCAUACUGUUGGAUUUGGACUCUACAUCCUCAUGUCCGAGUUGGUCGAUGUCAUGCUCCACAGCGCAGAGCCGGAUCAGAUCCAGGGGCGAUAUCUCAACUAUGUGGGCGCACAAAAGGAAGGCCCCGUCUCUUUCAGAGACCCAAGUACCGGAGCAACAACCCUCAUUACAGGAUUCCAAAAACGCACCAUCAAUACCAUCAUCGUCAUCAUCAUCAUCACCAUCAUCAUCAUCAACAACAACGGACCAUCAACGCCAACUCCGCGGAUCAUCUCGACAUCCGACAUUGUGAUCCAUGUCAACUAUAUCCCCUGGCGGCAAGUCCAAUACCAUUUCCCGGACGAGCAGAGUUUUACGCUUUUUGGGCUCACGCCGGCGACCGAUUAUGAGAUCGAGAUGAAAGUGCACCGGUUCUCGAGCUUCAUUGCCAGAGUUGGCACUCGCGCCGCACCACCUGGGACACUAAUACCGACGACCACUUUCGAGAAACCCGUUCAACCCAUCGACCCAGCACCAAAGAACCACAAGAACCGCAAGAGCAAACGGAACCAAAAGGCUCUACGGGACAAUAAUAGCAACAGCAGCAACGACAGGACAGGAGCAGGAUCAGGAGGAGACGGUGGCAAAUCCAAGGCCACCAGCACUUCUACGACUGUCGGUUCUGCGUUGCCCGCCUUGGCAACCGCUGCGUCUGACGCGCUCGCCUCCCUUUCUCAGUCAUCACGUUCUUCAGACUCCUUACCCCUCUCGGACAAACUUGCUUCCUCACUCGUGGAGCAAAAGAGUGCAAACCAACUGCUUCUGGAACAACUCCAGGCCUCGAUUCAGGCAUCCGUCGACACUGCCGCGGCCACCAGGGCGACCAUCAAGAAGCUCAAGCGGGACCAAAGCAAAUCUGAAACCCUCCUCCGACAAGAACUGGAAGGGAUCGGACGCGGGCAGGCAAAAGCCGCACUCCAGGACCAAAAGCGACGGCAGAAACUGUCGUUCCUCCAGGAAUCGAUCAAGCAGACUAAUGCUCACGCUGUGACGCUGCAGGAUGAGGCGCGGGAGAUCAAGGAAGCGACGGUUUUAAGCCAGCAGUCCCUUGAGGAUAUUGUUGAGGUUAUCCGGACGCUGGAGUUGGACGUUCAGGCUGCGCAGUCGACCCUCAAGUCUGAGAUUGCCCCCCUCAAGCUGGAAUGUCAGAGGCUGCAGGCCGAGAUGAAGCGACUGGAGGGGGAACGAGUGGACUGGGCGAACCAGACGAGCCAGCUUCAAGAGAGCGAGGUGGCACCGUUGCAGUUGCGGCUUCAGCGUUUGGAGCAACAGCAGAUUGUCUGGAAGGUCGCUGCCAAGGCCAACAAGGACAAGGACCGUGAGGCGGCGCUCAAAGUUGCAGCACUCGAGGAGGAUGUUCAGAAGAAGAAUGGAAAGAUCCAGGAUCUGGAUGCUACUAUUCAGGAACUGAAGGGUGAGAAUGUCCAACUCAAGGAGGCCGUUGAGAGGGAGAUGGAGGUCUGGGAGAGCCUUGAGCGGGAGUUUGAUCUUGACGGUGAUGAAGAGGAGGAUGAUCAUCCGCUUCUGACGUUCUCGCAGGACCAGCUCUCCUCGUCGUCGCUUCUUUCUGGGACCAGCAUUGGAAGCGAACUUCAUGCGCCACUGCACCACCAGUUCAAGCAUCAUAUGUCGAUCGACCCUACUUAUAGCGACUCGUUUUGGUUCUCCUCCGGGAACGGGACCACCUCUUCUUCCUCGGGAGCCGCGGAUCUGUGGCAGACCGCUUCUUCUUCUACGAGUAAGCCUAUCCUUCCCCCUCUGGCGCGUCUCCAAUCUGGCGACAAUGGGUAUCAUGCCUCAGCGGGUGCUUCUGGUGCUCGGUCAGAUAUAUAA
Molecule: messenger RNA, 2709 nt
Organism: Linnemannia hyalina
Lineage: Eukaryota; Fungi; Mortierellomycota; Mortierellomycetes; Mortierellales; Mortierellaceae
Source: the annotation of a GenBank genome assembly